UCAUCAUCACCAUCUCCACCUUUACAUCCCACACUCACCACUACCAGCACCACUAGCUAAUCACCUAACCCCCUAACUUCUCAUCCCCUCCCUUCACCUCUCUCUACUGUUACCAUGGCAACAGCUGCCACUGCCUCUUCAUCAUCCUCAUCAUCACCUAGUGGCAGUGCCAGGGAACACCUGCUGGCGGUGCGUCGACGCACUCCACAUGCCCGACCCUACACGAUCGGGCCUGACAGCGUCUGCAGCUUGUCAGUGCAGGAACCAAUCGGAGCCUCGGCCUCCUCUACAAUGUCAUCAGGGAAUCAGCCAGAAACAGGACUGGGGCUUCAGCGGGCCAAUAGUGACACAGACCUGGUGACUUCAGAAAGUCGGUCAUCGCUCACAGCUUCUACAUACCAGGUGACUCUGGGUCACAGCCACCUGGUGAUCUCCUGGGACAUAAAGGAGGAAGUGGAUGCAACUGACUGGAUCGGCUUGUACCACAUUGAUGAGAACUGUGUGGCCAAUGUGUGGGAAUCCAAGAACCGCGGUGUGAACGGCACCCAGAGAGGACAGAUUGUGUGGAGACUGGAGCCGGGACCCUAUUUUAUGGAGCCCGAGACAAAGAUCUGCUUUAAAUAUUAUCAUGGUAUAAGUGGAGCAUUAAGAGCAACAACACCUUGUAUCACCGUCAAGAAUCCUGCAGUACCAGUGAGGGGCGAAGGCCAGGUGGAGGAGCAGUCAGAGUAUGAGCACUGUCGGAAACUUGUCAGCUUCACCCUGUCAGACUUCCGAGCAGUGAACCUAAAGAAAGGGAUGUUCUUCAACCCGGACCCCUACCUGAAAAUGUCGAUCCAGCCCGGGAAGAGGAGCGGCCUCCCAAAGUUUACCCACCAUGGCCAGGAGAGACGCUCCUCCAUCAUAUCCAACACCAUCAACCCUGUGUGGCUUGGGGAGAAAUAUACAUUUGUGGCUUUGAUAACUGAUGUGCUGGAGAUUGAGGUGAAGGACAAGUUUGCCAAGAGUCGGCCAAUCAUCAAGCGCUUCCUGGGCCAGCUGAUCAUCCCCAUCCGGAGACUUCUGGAACGGCCAGCUGCUGAUGAUCAGACAGUCAGCUACAGCCUGUGUCGUCGUCUUCCUAUGGACCAUGUGAGCGGGCAGCUUAUGUUCAGAGUGGACAUCACUUCAGCUGGACAAGAAGAAGCUUCGCCAGACCCUCUGGGAACGAUCCUGGGUGGUGUGAUGAAUGGUGACCCUGGGAGUCCCUCUGACGACGAAGAUCUCCAUCAGCUCUCCUCGUCUUUAGGUGCUACAUGUGGACCUUCUCGCAUUGGUUCUGAUGAGGGCUCCUUAUAUGUUAAUGGUUCAUGUUACUAUGGCGAUGACAGCGUGUGGCAGGAGCCUGGGCAAGUGGGAGAGGUGAAUCUGCUUCCUGUGGCUCUUGGCAGCUUCACCCAAAGGCAGGUGUCACUUAAUGACUACCUAGAUUCCCUCGAAGGUCCCAGGAGCAUUGGGGACCGACCUGCAGCAGGGCCAUUACCAAAGCUCAGCUCCAGCUUUCCCACAGACACACGGCUCAGUGCCAUGCUACACAUUGACUCAGAUGAGGAUGAGGAAGGAGCUGGGCAGCACUGGGAUCAAUCGCUGGAAGCAAAGACACAGCAGAAUACCAACUCAGCUACACCUGAGUCUCCACAGGGGAGCAGUGGUUCAAAAGGCGAGUCACAGGGCUCAUGUGAGGCAGGGCCUGGAGUUCAGGCCACGGGAGAGGCAGGUUCUUCUGCUGGUGCUCAGUGUGGAGCCAACACUGCAGGGCCUGAAGCUGGAGCAGGAGCACAAGAAGGUGCUGCUGCACUCCCAAUACAGACACGACAAUCAGCAGAUAGAAUUGAAGAAGCUGCCAGAGCACAGGCUGCACAGGUUGUUGGAGAAACUGCUGCAGCUUCCAACUCAUCUCAGGUAUCAAGGGCUGAGGCAGCUGAAGUCAGAUCUGGAGAAUCUCCAGGGGAAUGUCCAAGUCAGGAGCACAGCAUCAGGACUGGGAAAAACCCAGAAGUACACUGCAAUCCCUCACUUGGUCCUCUUUCACCCAUUCAGGUGAGGCACUGUGCCACAGAACAGGUCAAUGGCCACCAGUCUGUUCACUCCCUGCCAUCUGUUCGCCAUGACAUCAGUCGCUACCAGAGAGUAGAUGAACCACUGCCCCCUGAUUGGGAGGCUCGCAUAGACAGCCAUGGUCGCAUUUUCUAUGUGGACCACGUGAACAGAACAACAACAUGGCAACGUCCAACCGCACCCCCGGCCCCACAAACUCUUCAGAGGUCUAACUCCAUACAGCAGAUGGAACAGCUAAAUCGCAGGUAUCAAAGUAUACGUAGGACAAUGACCAACGACAGUAGACCAGAAGAGCAGCUACCCAAUGAGCUUUCAGCUGAUGAGACUGAUAUGCAACCCUCAUUCCCAGAGCUACGUAGGGACAGCAAUUUGCCACAGUCCAGUCCCAGGUCUCGCCUAACCCUGCUGCUUCAGUCCCCUACCGCCAAGUUCCUCACCAGCCCUGAAUUCUUCACUGUGCUGCAUUCCAACCCUAGUGCCUACCACAUGUUCACCACCAACACAUGUCUGAAGCAUAUGAUCAGUAAGGUUCGUCGGGAUGCUCAUCACUUUGAGCGCUAUCAGCACAACAGGGACCUGGUGGCCUUCCUCAACAUGUUUGCUAACAAACAGCUGGAGCUGCCCAGGGGUUGGGAGAUGAAGCACGACCAGACCGGCAAGCCUUUCUUUGUAGACCAUAACUGCCGUGCCACUACGUUCAUUGACCCCCGGCUGCCUCUCCAAAGCUCUCGGCCGCUGAGCCUCCUCGCUCACCGCCAACACCUGACUCGCCAGCGCAGCCACAGUGCUGGAGAGGUGACCACUCGGCGACUGUGCUGUGACAACAGGGAGAAAGUGCAGCUGAUCCGCACAGAUGGAGUGUCAGGAUUGGCCAGGCUGUCGGGAUCUGCCGACCUUGUCAUGUUGCUAAGUCUGUUUGAAGAAGAAGUGAUGUCCUAUGUGCCUCCUCAUGCCUUACUUCACCCCAGCUACUGCCAGUCACCUCGGGGGUCACCUGUCUCUUCCCCACAGAAUUCACCUGGUAAAAGAUCAACAGAAAAGUCAUUGUUAAGAUCUUUGUCUGCUGGGAGUUGUCUGUCUUCACUCUUGUCCGUCUGUCUUAGACUGAUCAUCCGUCGCGACCAACUCCUGGAAGAUGCCUUCAACCAAAUCAUGUGUUACUCUCGGAAAGACCUACAGCGGAGCAAGCUCUAUGUUAGCUUUGUCGGGGAGGAGGGGUUGGACUACAGCGGGCCCUCGAGAGAAUUUUUCUUCUUGGUUUCCAGAGAACUGUUUAACCCUUAUUAUGGUCUGUUUGAGUACUCUGCCAAUGACACCUACACCGUUCAGAUCAGUCCCAUGUCUGCCUUCGUUGACAAUCACCAUGAGUGGUUCCGAUUCAGUGGUCGCAUUUUGGGAAUGGCUCUGAUCCAUCAGUACCUGCUGGAUGCCUUCUUCACCAGACCCUUCUAUAAAGGCCUACUUCGGAUUCCCUGUGACCUGAGUGAUCUGGAGUAUUUGGAUGAAGAGUUUCACCAGUCUCUUCAGUGGAUGAAGGACAACGACAUAGACGAUAUGCUGGACCUCUCCUUCACUGUCAAUGAAGAAGUUUUUGGACAGAUAACAGAAAGGGAGCUGAAGCCCGGUGGAGCCAACAUUCCUGUCUCAGAGAAGAACAAGAAGGAAUACAUUGAGCGCAUGGUAAAGUGGAGGAUAGAGAGAGGAGUGGUGCACCAGACUGAAAGCUUGGUCAGAGGCUUCUAUGAGGUGGUGGAUGCCAGGUUGGUGUCUGUGUUUGAUGCCAGGGAACUGGAGCUGGUAAUUGCAGGCACUGCGGAAAUUGACUUAACAGACUGGAGGAACAACACUGAGUACAGAGGAGGUGUGGAGGAAGCUAAGAAUGAAUGUUUGUUUUUCAGGAUAGAUUUGUUUAAACCUUUAGAUAAAGCACUUAUUUCGGUCAUGCACUCUUCUCUAUGUAUCCUGUCAGUGGCCUGUGCUUUAAUACAUGGUCUGUUCUCCAGAGCUCACACCUGCUUCAACCGGCUGGACCUACCACCGUACCCAUCUUUCUCAGUGCUGUAUGAGAAGCUGCUGACUGCUGUGGAAGAGACCAGCACCUUUGGACUGGAAUGAGAUUCUCGUCUCCCCCAUAUCCCAGUUUACCCUGCGUCUGCCCCUGGAAGACUGCUGCUGAUAGUGACGUUUAAAAGUCAGAUUUUGAAGUCCAACUCCUGAUUUAAAUUUAUAACAGGAUGUUUUGUUACAGGAUCUGACCCUUUGAAAUGUUUUGUGUACAAAGGUAAACCUUUUUUGUUGCACCUGCAUGUACUUCACACCUACUUAAUAACUUGCUGUCACUUAUGUGACAUGACAAAUGAAGACCUGCGCUCGCUUUAGGACUCUGACUGGAACUGCCAAGAUCUGACCAAUCAGAGGUCAAGGGCGCCUGAGGUUUUUUGUUUUUUUUUAU
This is a messenger RNA of Pundamilia nyererei, 4549 nucleotides long. Its product is annotated as E3 ubiquitin-protein ligase HECW2-like. Gene Ontology annotation, cellular component: cytoplasm. Gene Ontology annotation, molecular function: ubiquitin protein ligase activity; protein binding. The transcript has 25 exons. The record is from RefSeq and is a predicted model, not a curated record. NCBI's taxonomy places the organism in Eukaryota, Metazoa, Chordata, Actinopteri, Cichliformes, Cichlidae. Gene Ontology annotation, biological process: regulation of dendrite morphogenesis; ubiquitin-dependent protein catabolic process; protein ubiquitination. Bases 115 to 4212 code for a protein of 1365 amino acids.